GUGCAGUAUGGCGGACAAAGUGCCCGAAUUCGUGAAAUAGAGGGCCAGGCCUGCCAUUCUGCCCAGCGUGUCAUCGCGGUCUCCGGCGUUUUGAAAGAGGAGGUCUGUUCUCACUACCAAGUCCACGGGGCCAAGAUCGAAGUGAUCUACAAUGGGAUCCAUGCCGAUGCCAUCGCGAAGAUGGAGUGGGAGGACGAGUGGACCGGUAACACCAAAAAAGACAAGGGCUUCGACGUGAUGGACCCCAUGUUCCUCUUCGUUGGACGCCUGGCGGUGCAGAAGGGCCCAGACCUGCUGCUGGAGGCUAUUCCAAUGAUCCUUCAAGCACGGGGCAAUGCCAAGUUCGUCAUCGUUGGUGAUGGCCACAUGAAGGGUGCGCUGGAAUCCCGUGCGCAUCAGCUGGGAGUUGGCCACGCCGUGUCCUUCGCUGGCUCUGUGAAAAGUGGCACUGCGCAUUUGAAGGCCCUUUUCAAAUCCUGCGAUGCCGUGGUGGUACCCAGCCGCAACGAGCCCUUCGGGAUUGUCGUCCUGGAGGCCUGGGCUGCCGGAAAGCCGGUGAUUGCAACCACUUGCGGUGGCCCCCGAGACUUCGUCAGACCCGACCGGGAUGGUUACCUCGUCGAUCCCGACCCGGGGAGCAUCGCCUGGGGCGUCUGCAAGAUCUGUGAGAACUUCGAGCAUGCCAGGUGGAUGGGUGCCGUGGCGAAGGAGAAGGCUCUGAAUGAGUUCAAUUGGACCUUCAUUGCGCGAAAGACCGAGCAGAUCUACUACGAGCAGAUGGACAUCCACGAUGCCCCCAAGUUCACCGUCCCACGUGGGCCCGGGGUGGGCGCCCCCUUGGCCCAGCAAGUGCUGGGACAGCACAGAGGCGCGAUGGGUGUCCUGGACAAUAAUCACCUGGUGAUUCGCGGACUUCAGCUGUUGAAGAUGAGCAGGUUAGUGUCGUCGGUGUUGGGAUGCGAUGCCUCCAUGACAUGGAUGGGAUCCGAGUUCGGCGUUUUGGAUCCGAUCGAUUUCCCGCGUGCUGCGAAUGGGUACAAGAAGGACAAGUGUGCGGUGCCCUAUAAACUGGCUGAGACGACGGGCCUCAAGUACAAGCACUUGGACAUCUUCGACCUGUUCUUGAACAGAGUGGGCGCUGCGCUCCAGUGGUACAAGUCGCCGAAGUACACCAUUGUCGCCGCGGACGAGGAGAAGAAGAUUCUGGCAUGGGUCAGGAGUGGUUGCAUCUUUGCCAUCAACUUCCAUCCCCACGAUGAGCAGACCGACCUCAGAAUAGACCUGCCGAAGGGCACCGAUCUUGCAAGAGAGGUUGUCGUCGCAUUGGAUACGGAGGAUCCACGAUUCGGCGGCGAAAAGGAGGAGCCAUUGCUGAAGCCGACGACAAAGUUCAACACCGGCCUCUUCAAGAUCAAUCUGCCUCCGAGGACAGGGCUGGUCUUUGCACCAGUGGAAGCUGCUGAGAAAGCCCUGGGUUCCGACAAGUUGUUGAAAUGCGAAACGGCUGACGCUCUGCUUGGUGCUUAG
Messenger RNA from Symbiodinium sp. CCMP2456, 1527 nucleotides. Lineage: Eukaryota; Dinophyceae; Suessiales; Symbiodiniaceae. The record is from the annotation of a GenBank genome assembly.